GCAGCUCUCAGUCAGUAGAAGAUUCUUUCAGAACUUCAGCACAGAAAUGUUCGAAGUGUUGAUAUGGAUCUUGAUCUGCUUCUUCCUACCCGUGACCAUACUGUUCUUCUGCUGCGCGUGCUGUGCGGGUCAAAGAUAUCAGGUUCCUGUCAUCUAUUACACAAAUCUCAUCAUCUCCAUUCUGAUCUAUCACUGCAUGACGUUCUUUUGGUGGGAGAUACUGCAUGGCAUCGUUGAGCGUUUCUUUUACUAUUUUGCUGUGACGGCCAGUCUUUACUUCAAAUCCUGCAUUGCUCUGGAAAGGUAUUGUUUCAUCGCCUGCCCACUGUUGGACUGCCUCAGGCAAACUAAGGGGUCUGUACUGGUCUGUGUUCUGGUCUGGGUCCUUUGUAUUGUUAGUGUUGGUCUUGCUGUAUUUUUAUAUGAAUUUGUACGUUUAAUUAUUUAUGCCGCCCUCCCUGCCCCCCUGUUCAUCUUCUGUCUCGCUGGGACACUUAAAGCUCUGCCUGCUGCCACCUCAGUGCCCACUGAAGAAAAACGAAGGAUUGUAGGAACCUUGGUUCUGUUGCUGCUUAAUUACUUUCUGAUAAACCUUCCUGCAAUCAUUCUGUUAACUUUGAACUUAUAUCCACGCUUCCCUGAAACACUUGUUGAUUUUAUCAUUAUAAUCUUAUCUCUGUUUAGUUCAUUGUUGGACUUCAUUCUGUUUGCCUUCAUGCGUAAAGGGCCCAUUGACAGACUGCUGGCACGUCUGUGCUGCUGCAGUAUGGAGAGCAACAACACAGGAGAUGUGACUGAUGUUAGCACAGACAGGUCAGAUCAUGUAGUCAGAGAUGAAGGGAAAGAGGAAACAGGGUCACAUGAUGGGAGAGAUGGUGAGGAAGUAGAAAGUGUGAGAUAAGUAAACACCAUCGUUUCCAAAUAUUUUUAGCUGUCCCCUCAGACUGUCAAUCACCUAAAAUCCUGUUCUUUGCACCUACUGGGAGUAACAGGAAACGUUGUUUUGUUGAGUAGUUGAAUGUUGGAAAUGAAAAUGUACAAAUUACUUCAUAAUUUCUUCUAAAUGGCAGCAUGAUGGUGCAGUGAUUAGCUCUGUCACCUCACAGCAGGAAGUAUGGGGCCUUUUAUUUUUUCCUGUCCUGUCCGAAAGUGUAGCAAUCAGAAUUUUAAUCAGAUGUAAAACAGAUUGUGCUAUCUACUGUACAAUAUAAAGCGCCUUGAGGCGACUUUUGUUGUGAUUUGGCGCUAUAUAAAUAAAAUUGAAUUGAAUUGAAUUGAAAUGUAAAUCUCCACUGUUCACGAGUGGAGUAUUAUGGUCUUUGCUAUAGUGGUCGACUCGAUAAUCAAAUUUUAUUAAAACUUUAUUAGGAUAUUUUAUUUUGGGUUAUUACAACCACAGAGGACAAGGGACCGAAAAGAAAAAAACAAAGUAUUGAUUGUGAGAAAGUUAACAGAAGGACAGAGGGAGAAAAAAGACUUUAAAAAAAAGAAGGAAAAAGCAGAGAGACCACAGCAUGAUCUCCAUGAGUCUGUAUCGGUACUUUGACUUUCUCCUGCAGAACAAAACAUGCAGUUCGAUAUAUUUGUGAUGCUAAACUGCCUGCAGAAUGUCAUGUGACAGCUGGGAUAAGCGCCAGUCAACAACACCAAGAAGAGAUGGAAUUUCAUAUAAAGACAUCUUAAACUCAAAUAUUAAUCAUCUAAAGAGCUCUUGCAACAUUUGUAUUUUGUAUGAUUGCAGUCAUUUAUUUAUAUAAAUAUCAUGUUUAGUUUUUGUUUUAUCUUUUACAUUUUUUUAAAGGACACUUUAAGUGUCGCAUAACAGUCACAGUAACAUUUGAAUUUCCUCUGAUCCAGUCAGUUAUGGGUGUAAUGUAUUAUUAAUAAUAUUCUUGUUAAAUGUUGACAUGGUUGUGCUUAGGUUGUGGUUUUUAAAGGUUCAAAAAAGUUUUUAGUCUUUUGUAAGUUGGUUAAACUUCUUUGAAGCUGAAUUGGUCAAAUAAUAAAAUAUCAUGAAAAAAAUUAGUUUUUUAUCUUUUUUA
Oreochromis aureus is the source of this 2042-nucleotide messenger RNA. RefSeq lists its product as uncharacterized. Lineage: Eukaryota; Metazoa; Chordata; Actinopteri; Cichliformes; Cichlidae. The transcript is spliced from 4 exons. Gene Ontology annotation, cellular component: membrane. The coding region runs from base 47 to 901 and encodes 284 amino acids. Gene Ontology annotation, biological process: phospholipase C-activating G protein-coupled receptor signaling pathway; positive regulation of Rho protein signal transduction. Gene Ontology annotation, molecular function: G protein-coupled receptor activity. The record is from RefSeq and is a predicted model, not a curated record.